AUGGCGGGCAAGAAACCCCCUCACCCAGCUAUGGUGGAGGAUUAUGACGAGGAAUUCGAUGACAUCGUACCAGAAAGCCGGCAGGUAGCCAAUACCGCGGCCAAAGUAGUCACCAGGUCUGAUCAUAGAUUCCCAGCGGAGCCGCUGAUCGACGGCGCCAGUGACUCAGGUUAUUCUAGUCGCACCGCCGCCACCGCCAACAGCACCCAAUCUGGUCCGUCGGGCGGGAAGAGUCCACCGGUCCCUCAUAAACUGCACAUGCCCAAGCAGCGAGCCGACCUCGACAGAAAAUCAUCCACCCGCAGAGAACACAGAGAACACAGAGAACAAAAAAACAGACAGGACCGUCCCCGGCCAGGCCACAAAGAGAGUAUGCGGGUUGGUGCCUAUCCGGGCUCCGCCCAAUAUCAUUCUCACGUGCCCCGGUCGCCGUCCAAGUCACGCAGCAGACGAGACUCUUCCGCCCGUCACUACCAGGACCCUGCUCACUACUACGAAGGUGGUCCCGUUUACCAUCAACAACAACCACCGACUCCCAUCGACCGCUAUCCUCCAAACAUGGAGUACCCACUCGCCAUGUACGGUCGUCCACCCAUGCCAGACAUGGUUCCUUCCUCACCACGCACCUAUGCCCCGCGUCACGCCUAUGGCUAUGAGGAGUAUCACCGUCCCACAAGUCGGCCAAACCGGUCUCAUUCGUACCGGCAACCGGGUGGCUACCACCAGGACAGCAGACCCAUGAGUAUGAGCUUCCACGAGACGUCAUCAAUGGGCCCGCCCGGACUGUACCAUCCACAGGUGCCAUAUGAUUCAUACGGACCCGGUGGACCUCCACCUUCCCACUCGGCUUAUUAUGCUUCCUCUCCUUACGGGGGUGGAUCUUUCACAGGCUAUGCUGGGUCGGAGUUCCCCGCUUCAUUGGAAUACGGACCUGAGAGAUCCCCAUCCCGGACUCGCGAGCCAUCCCGGCGUCGGAAUUCUAUCUACGAUCCUCGCAUGAUGGAGUCGGAUGAUGUCUUUGCUCAAGAGUUUGAGGAAUUCGAACCACUUGAACGUUACUCAUCUCGCGAACCGCGUGGGCGCCACAGCUCCAAGCCUACUCAACCCCGCGACGAGGAUUAUUAUCGCGACGUGAAUCGGAUGCCACCUCCGCCUCUGCCGAAAUCUCGGGCUGCUCCAAAGAUUAUCCAAAACAAACGGCCCGAAGCACCUCGGAAAUCUCAAACUGUGCAAGGCGUUCCCAUGGCUCCCUCGCGCCGCAUGUCUCGAGCUGCUGCCGACCAUCCUGCAGAGUUUAUGGACAUGUCGGAAAUGCGCAAUGCCCUUCCCGAUCCCGCCCAUCGCCGCUUAUCUCGAGAAGCAGGAAUGGCUCCCGAACGGAGCCAGAGUAUGCGCGAGAGCAGGAGGUCAAACUCCUACCACGACACCGGCCGGGGUACUCGGAUUGCGGUUGAGAACUCUCGCAGACGCCGCCCAGAGCGCGCUGAGCAGUACUACUACGAUGACAAUGACAGCCGGGGAGAUGAAUUGGAGGACCAAGUCUCAACCGUCGAGCAAUACCAAAACGCCAAGGCAGGCCGCUCUGCUACCGCUGCGCUACCUGCGUCCGCCGAGUCACUCAUCCCAAAGAUGGCGAACGGCGCUGGCAGCGACAACGGCAGCCGGAAGAGCGGAUCAAACAGCAGCCGUGAAAGCGGAACCGGUUCCAAAGCAGGAGGAGGAAAGGACAUCAGCCUUAUGAUGGACGGGAUUCAACUCGGAUUCAAAGAAGAGGCGGUCCACGGCAAGAUGAUCAAUAUCCGAAGCGAUGACGCGGGCGGUUUCCACCUCAGUCUUGGAGGAAACACAAACCGCAAGCCGAAAGCUUACUUGCCUGCUGGAUCGUCCUACUCUGAUAAGACGGGUACUGCAAGCCGACGGGAGUUGGUGGAAGAUGUGCGACGAACGCGCGAUGAUCGACGCUUGGAACGAGGUAGUAGGAGGUCUUCGCAGUCCACCUACGGCCGUCGUUACUAA
Penicillium waksmanii is the source of this 2016-nucleotide messenger RNA. RefSeq lists its product as uncharacterized. The transcript has a single exon. NCBI's taxonomy places the organism in Eukaryota, Fungi, Ascomycota, Eurotiomycetes, Eurotiales, Aspergillaceae. The coding region runs from base 1 to 2016 and encodes 671 amino acids. The record is from RefSeq and is a predicted model, not a curated record.